AUGUGGACAUGUGGCACGCUAAUGAGUUUAUUAAAUCAUAUAACUAACAAAUUUUUUUUAUGUGCACACCAUGGUGUGGCUGUGGCUGUGGCUGUGGCUGCAGCGGCAGCGGCUGAAACGGCUGUGGCUCCAGCGGCAGCGGCUGAAACGGCUGUGGCUGUGGCUGCAGCGGCAGCGGCUGAAACGGCUGUGGCUGUGGCUGCAGCGGCAGCGGCUGAAACGGCUGUGGCUGUGGCUGCAGCGGCAGCGGCUGAAACGGCUGUGGCUGUGGCUGCAGUGGCAGCGGCUGAAACGUCUGUGGCUGUGGCUGAAACGGCUGUGGCUGCAGCGGCAGCGGCUGAAACGGCUGUGGCUGUGGCUGCAGCGGCAGCGGCUGAAACGGCUGUGGCUGUGGCUGCAGCGGCAGCGGCUGAAACGGCUGUGGCUGCAGCGGCAGCGGCUGUGGCUGCAGCGGCAGCGGCUGAAACGGCUGUGGCUGCAGCGGCAGCGGCUGAAACGGCUGUGGCUGUGGCUGCAGCGGCAGCGGCUGAAACGGCUGUGGCUGUGGCUGCAGCGGCAGUGGCUGAAACGGCUGUGGCUGUGGCUGCAGCGGCAGCGGCACCGGUUGUAGUAUACAUAACAGCGGCUGCAGGUAGCAUACCGACGGCUCUACAAACUCCACGGGAGGAGCCGUCGGCAUAA
Acyrthosiphon pisum (pea aphid) is the source of this 681-nucleotide messenger RNA. RefSeq names its product antifreeze protein Maxi-like. The transcript has 2 exons. Lineage: Eukaryota; Metazoa; Arthropoda; Insecta; Hemiptera; Aphididae. The coding region runs from base 1 to 681 and encodes 226 amino acids. The record is from RefSeq and is a predicted model, not a curated record.